This is a messenger RNA of Olea europaea var. sylvestris, 478 nucleotides long. RefSeq names its product syntaxin-71-like. The annotation marks the transcript as partial. NCBI's taxonomy places the organism in Eukaryota, Viridiplantae, Streptophyta, Magnoliopsida, Lamiales, Oleaceae. The record is from RefSeq and is a predicted model, not a curated record. The transcript has 4 exons.
UUUAUGUACAGCUUCAUGUUGUUUUUGAGAAUGUGAUACUUGAUAAAGCAACUUGUAUUAUUGCAAUGAUAAAGAUAGAGAACUGCUCCAAGCCUUUUGUUUUUGCAAUGCAAGAAACAAAACCUAGAUAUGUCAAUAGCAAUAUGAGGUCAAUAAACAGUCUUUGGUUUUUUCUUGCCAUGGGCAUUGUCUAUUGGUUUACAUUGCAGGUUAAAGGACUUUCAGCAGAAGAACUUGCCGCUCGUAAUGAUUUGGUACUUGCAUUACCUGAUAGGAUUCAAGCCAUACCAGACGGUGCUGCAGCUGCACCCACAAAAUCUGGUGGCUGGGGAUCUUCGGCUCCUCGUAAAGAAAUCAAAUUUGAUUCAGAUGGACGGUUUGACAGUGAAUACUUUCAACAAACUGAAGGGUCAAGUCAAUUCAGGCAAGAGUAUGAAAUGCGGAAAAUGAAACAGGCACGUUCUUUAGUGAAAUAGUA